Salmo salar (Atlantic salmon) is the source of this 3153-nucleotide messenger RNA. Its product is annotated as carbohydrate sulfotransferase 12. Gene Ontology annotation, molecular function: sulfotransferase activity. Gene Ontology annotation, biological process: carbohydrate biosynthetic process; proteoglycan biosynthetic process. NCBI's taxonomy places the organism in Eukaryota, Metazoa, Chordata, Actinopteri, Salmoniformes, Salmonidae. Gene Ontology annotation, cellular component: membrane. The record is from RefSeq and is a predicted model, not a curated record.
UCGCGAUUGUCUUUGCAGUGCUCGGUUCUCGGGUGCUGCCCCGUUGCUUUGUGUGCUCUCUCUCCCUCAUCUACCUACCAGACUUGACACCCAGCAUUACGUCGAGGUGGACAGCCAGCCAGCGGGCAACCAUGGAAGCGAACAAAGAGGUGUUGUCGUCGGCAACCAGGAAGUGUUUCCCUUAGUGACCGUCGGGCCAUGGAGCUGAGAUAACUCCGCCCCCUCUGCUGUGGUAACCAUGGGAACGUCCCGAUGCUUCCGUCUGGCGUUCCUGCUGGGGUCUGUGUUAAUGGUCCUGCUCAUCAUCCUCUAUUGGGACGACGUGGGAGCGCUCAAUCUCUACCCCCACGACCCUCACCCCCACCCCACCUCACCCAGCUCCUCCACACCCACCAAAACCCCACCCAGGGACACAGAGGAGCAAGCGACCCACAAACCCCCCAGAACCACAGAGCCUGACCGGCCUGGAGAGGGGAGGAGGGCGACCCCCAAACCCCCAGGGGAGGAACACCCCCUCCCCCAAGUAACAGACUCCUCAGAGCUGGAGGAGAUGUGGAGAGGAGAGGAAGGGAAGCGAGAAGAGGAGAGAGUGAGGCAGGUGGAGGAGAAAAGAGAGGAGGAGGGGAGGAGACAAGAGGAGAGGAGGAGGAGGAUCAGUGAUAUGUGUUACGGGAACGGAACAUUAGAAUUCCCAGGAAAAUUCCGGACGUUUGACCAGAUUCCCAACCGGGAGUUAAACCACCUGAUAGUAGACGACAGACAUGAGAUCAUCUACUGCUACGUUCCCAAGGUAGCAUGUACCAACUGGAAGCGUGUAAUGGUGGUUCUCUCUGAGGGUCUGCUGGCUCCAGAUGGACAACCUUACCGCGACCCCCAGGCCCUGCCCCCUGACCUCAUACACAACUCCUCCCUGCACCUCACCUUCUCCAAGUUCUGGCGUAGGUAUGGCCGUCUCUCCCGUCACCUGAUGAGGGUGAAACUGCAGAGUUACACCAAGUUCCUGUUUGUCCGCGACCCCUUCGUCCGACUCAUCUCCGCCUUCCGGAACAAGUUCCAACAGCCCAAUGAAGACUUCUACCGCCAGUUUGGCUCCGUCAUGCUACGUCGUUAUGGAAAGGAAAACGGGACCUCCAGGGUUCCGGAGUCAGCGGCGGAGGCGUUGAAAGCGGGGAUCCAGCCGUCGUUCUCGGAGUUCGUCCGGUAUCUCCUCGACCCCCAGACGGAGCAGGAGCAGCCAUUCAACGAACACUGGCGCCAGGUGUACCGGCUCUGUCACCCCUGUCAGAUCCAGUAUGAUUUCAUCGGCACGCUGGAAAACCUGGAGGACGACUCGGAUCAGUUGCUCCGGAUCCUGGGCCUGGAAGACCAGAUAAAGUUCCCGUCUAGCAACCGGAACCGCACGGCGGCCAGCUGGGAACGGGAUUGGUUCGCUGAGGUUCCGGCCGAGUUGAGGAGGAAGCUGUACAGUUUGUAUGAGCCAGACUUUGAGCUGUUUGGGUAUCCUAAACCAGAGAGUCUGCUCCAUCACUGACAAGCUGUUUGGGUAUCCUAAACCAGAGAGUCUGCUCCAUCACUGACAGGCUGUUUGGGUAUCCUAAACCAGAGAGUCUGCUCCAUCACUGACAGGCUGUUUGGGUAUCCUAAACCAGAGAGUCUGCUCCAUCACUGACAGGCUGUUUGGGUAUCCUAAACCAGAGAGUCUGCUCCAUCACUGACAGGCUGUUUGGGUAUCCUAAACCAGAGCGUCUGCUCCAUCACUGAUAGGCUGUUUGGGUAUCCUAAACCAGAGAGUCUGCUCCAUCACUGACAGGCUGUUUGGGUAUCCUAAACCAGAGAGUCUGCUCCAUCACUGACAGGCUGUUUGGGUAUCCUAAACCAGAGAGUCUGCUCCAUCACUGACAGGCUGUUUGGGUAUCCUAAACCAGAGAGUCUGCUCCAUCACUGACAGGCUGUUUGGGUAUCCUAAACCAGAGAGUCUGCUCCAUCACUGACAGGCUGUAUGGGUAUCCUAAACCAGAGAGUCUGCUCCAUCACUGAUAGGCUGUUUGGGUAUCCUAAACCAGAGAGUCUGCUCCAUCACUGACAGGCUGUUUGGGUAUCCUAAACCAGAGAGUCUGCUCCAUCACUGACAGGCUGUUUGGGUAUCCUAAACCAGAGAGUCUGCUCCAUCACUGACAGGCUGUUUGGGUAUCCUAAACCAGAGAGUCUGCUCCAUCACUGACAGUCUGUUUGGGUAUCCUAAACCAGAGAGUCUGCUCCAUCACUGACAGGCUGUAUGGGUAUCCUAAACCAGAGAGUCUGCUCCAUCACUGAUAGGCUGUUUGGGUAUCCUAAACCAGGGAGUCUGCUCCAUCACUGACAGGCUGUUUGGGUAUCCUAAACCAGAGAGUCUGCUCCAUCACUGACAGUCUGUUUGGGUAUCCUAAACCAGAGAGUCUGCUCCAUCACUGAUAGGCUGUUUGGGUAUCCUAAACCAGAGAGUGCUCCAUCACUGACAGGCUGUUUGGGUAUCCUAAACCAGAGAGUCUACUCCAUCACUUGAUACCUUACACAUGUGGCUGAGAACCGUGGAUUCGAACCCUUUAUACAUGCAAGCCGCCGCAAGGCUGUGCUGUUAGCCCACUGAGCUAAAGCCUAGGCAUUAACUUGGGGAGCUAACACAACCCUUUAGCUCUCCACGAUCAGGAGAGAAGAACCAUUUAAGUGUUUUCUUUCUAAAGGGAAUAGUGCUGUAAAAAACUUUUUUAAAUAAAGUUUUUUGGGGAAAUAAAUUGCUUAGUCAUUUGUGUGUGUUUUAUCCCACUUUCACACAGAGAGUAGAGUUCAAUUGUAUAUCAUUAUUAUUUAUUUAUAAAGGUAGGUAAUAUUUUAAGGUCAAAUUCUUAUUUACAAUGACGGCCUACCAAUUGUGUGUCGCCCUAUGGGACUCCCCAUCACAGCUGGAUGUGAUACAGCCUGGAUUCGAACCAGGUACUGCAGUGACACCUCUUGCACUGAGAUGCAGUGCCUUAGACCGCUGUGCCGCUCAGGAGCCAUGACAUGUGGCAGAUACACUGGACCAAAUGUUUAGUAAUGUAUCACUGCAUGUCUGCCUCACUCUUUAAAAUGAAUGCAGUUAUUUGGUAAAAUUGAAUAAAUGUUUUGACGAUUUUG